Molecule: messenger RNA, 2294 nt
Organism: Labrus bergylta (ballan wrasse)
Lineage: Eukaryota; Metazoa; Chordata; Actinopteri; Labriformes; Labridae
Gene: bean1
Product: brain expressed, associated with NEDD4, 1
Source: RefSeq, a predicted model, not a curated record
ACGCUCCUCUCCCCAAGCAUGACACACUUACUGGGCUGCAGAGUCGAGCCACGGGACAGAGACACGGAGAGGCAGCCGUGAGGACACAGUUACACGAAGAAGACGAAGUGGAAGAUGAGGAUGCGGGAGGGAAAAGCAGAUGAACGCUAUUGAUGAUUUUGAUGGUUGCGCUAUCGACAGAGGGAUAUUCCUAGAGCAAGGAGAAGAAUAAAGCUCUGCGGGUUGGAGGAUUAUGACAGUGAUGUUGAUGAUGAUGAUGAUGAUGAUGAUGAUGAUGCUGUGAGGACAGGACCGCUUGGAGGACGGGACUCGGACGAUCGGAGCGCGUGUCUCUUCAGUGUUGAUCGUCGUGCGGGUAAAUCUCGGGUAUCACCGAGAGUUUAACGAAGCGCUAUUCUGAGGAGGUGGGCCAAGUCCCGAGAGAGAGAGAGAGAGAGAGAGAGAGAGAGAGAGAGAGAGAGCUUCGGACUGGGUGAUCCGGCUAGGAUAUUGUUGCUGUUGCUGACAGAGAUGUGAAGAGACAUUAAGGAGCAGAUGAAAGGACUCCUGCGUGCUCGUGGACAUAUAUUUCUACAUUUCUGCAGUAAUUCCUCCAGCAGCUGUGAGGUCACGACAAGUUGAAGUUGGCUUCCUGCCUGUUGAGAUGUGCCAAUAGGAAACACUUUGAACAGGGGUUCAUGCUGAUGAAAUUGAUCUGCUCAGUCAGCUCCAACCAGAGCCAUGGGGAGUACCCAGACUGCCGGAGUGAGAGGGAGUCAGGAGGGGAGGCAUCUCUCCUGGUGUCUCCGCUGGUGGUGGCGGGGAUUGUUAUAGGUCUGGUCCUCUUCCUCUCCUGCAUCACCAUCAUCGUCGGCAGCCUGCGAAAAGACAGUAGACUCCGUAACCCACACCUCCGAGCCAGCUACGGUCUGGAUGGUUUUUCUUAUGGUGGCUCAGUAGGAGAACUGAGAUCUACCUGCUUAGAAGAUUUCCCACCUGGUUUGGACUUCGAUUCGUUCAGAGAGACGCUUUCACAGGUCAACAACCUGUACCCCGACUCUCCUCCACGUUACGAUGAGUGUGUUGGCCAAGGUUCAACCCCGAUCUACAUACCUACAGAUGACCCACCCCCUUACUCCCUAUUGGACCCUUGUCAGAGAGGGCCAGAGCAGGAAGAGCAGCCUAACUUCAACAGUCUGGAUCCUUCUCCGUUCUAUGGUGAGACCUCAGCCAGCGCCGCCUGGUUCUCCCCCUCCCACUACCCGCCAGGAUUCCCUCAGGAGGAGCAUCAAGGCAUCGCAUCCAUCUCAUUCCCUCUGGAAGCAGCACCGCCUUAUGAGUCGGUGCUGGCUGAGCAAGGACAACCCCUCCCUCUCAUGCCAUGUGACCUUUAUAAACACCAAUCAGAGGGUGGGGAUGAAGGCAACUCCCAGCAACCAGGGACAAACCAGAUCUUGUAGGACUGUUAAUUUGUUUCUUUCGCCUGCGCCAUUGGAUUUCCCCAGUUGAAUUAAAGAAUCACUUGUGAUGUGGGACACAAAAUGGCUGUUAGGAGCAGCUGUGACAUUAAAACAACGGACAAUUAAUAAGAUGAAAGCAUCUUAUCCAUACAGUUUCUAACAUCUCAGUGGAUUUUAAAGCAGCCAGGACUCCAGUUUUCAACUAUUUACCCACAGUCGUUUUCCUUGACAGAAACAUAAAAUACUCACUGAUUGUCUUGCACUGUAACGUUUCUGGAAUGACGUAUUAUUUUCUUGUUGUUCCAAAUGAUACUCCAUAAGAAGAAGACUUUCUUCUGUUCAGUAAUAACACCACUGUCUGGUUAAUUUUUUGACUGUUAAUCUCUUGUUCUAUAAUUCAUGUGUCAUAUUUUGAGUUAAGGACUUAGUUACUGCUACAAAAACAUUCUCUAGAGUCUUCAUACUGUAGAUGACAGCAGAAAGACAGGGUUUAAUAUCAACGUGAUGUAAAGUAGUGUAGUUAAAGGUAUACGCAAGCACACAGAUUGAACCUUAUUUUCAGUCUCUGUUGUGUGUCAUGUAGCUUCCAGUGUGGGGAAAGUCUCCCAAUGGUUACAAGGGUGACUUUCUGAUUUCAACAAUUUAAACAAAUAUAGAAACUACCUGGACAGGAACAGUAAAAUAUCAACUCUCCAACUGUUCCAGUUACAUUUGUUGUACAUGUGGCAUCAUCAGAGAGGUCGUUUUUUUUGUCCACUGUUGUACAAUUUGCCAUCACUUUUUCUCUAAAGGGCUCUGGUUUUAACAUCAGUUCUAUAACUGGACCCAAGCAGCAAACUGUAGCUCCAAACUCUC